UUUUUGACCACAAGAGCGAAAAAUCACAUCGAUUACUCGGAGGAUGAGGAAUUUCCCAGGAGGCGCCGGAACGGAAUAGACAAGAGAAGCACUUCUGUUGAGGAAGAUGUAAUAGAUGAAUGGGAUGAGGAGGCUUUUGCUAUCAUGAACAUUAAACUGCGGAACAAACGCAGAAAGUCGGACAGUGAUAAGGAGGAUAUUGCUAUUAUGAACAUUAAACUGCAGAAAAAGUGUAGGAAGUCGGGCAGUGUGAGUACUGAAAGAAGCCCUCUAGGGGUUAUGGAAAAAAACUAUGACCCUACGGAUGCUUCACGGCGUUCUUUUUCAUCGGCAUCAUCUUCAUCAGUCUCAUCAGGUUCACAUUUGAAAUGCGAUGAUAGCAGCAGCUGUGAUAGAUCCACAAAGAAGAACGUUGAGGCCAAGAGAAAAAAAUUCAAGUGUCAUCAGUGCAUGAAAGAAAGAAUAAUCAUCGUUCCGUGCUUGAAAUGUAAAGACAAAGUGUACUGCACUCGUUGCAUCAAACAAUGUUACCCCAAUAUACCCGAAGAAGAAAUUGCAAAGCAGUGCCCAUUUUGUAGCAGGAAUUGUAACUGCAGCAUCUGUUUGCACUCAAGUGGAUUAAUUAAGACGUCAAAGAGAGACAUCACAGAUGAGGAAAGGAUUAAGCAUUUGCAAUACUUGAUUAAGUCACUGCGUCCCUUCAUGACACAGAUUUGCAAGAUGCAAAAGCAGGAGACAGAAGUUGAGGCUCACAUUCAAGGGUUACUGCCUUCUAAAGUUGAAAUAUCAGAGACUCUUUCUUAUACCGACGAGCGUAUCUAUUGUGACCAUUGUGCAACUUCAAUAUUUGACCUUCAUCGUAGCUGCCCAAAAUGUUCAUAUGAACUCUGUCUUAGUUGUUGCAAGGAACUUCGGGAAGGAAAAUUUUCUAGCCGUGAUGAUGUUCCUUACCAAUACAUGUACAGAGGUUCGGAUUAUGUACACGGUGGAGACCCUUUGCCGGAAUCUUAUCUUCAAGAAAAUGCAAAUGAACAAGCUGAACCAUCAAUUCUGUGGAAAGCUAACAAUGAUGGAAGUAUUACUUGUCCUCCAAAGGAAAUUGGUGGUUGCGGCGAUUGCAGAUUGGAGCUUAAACGUAUCCUUCCAGCGGGGUGGAUUUCGAAUUUGGAAGAAAAGGCAUGGCAAACUUUGAGCAACUGCAGAAUGAGACAAUGGUUUCAAGAUACAUUACAUAGGGAUGCUUCUAUUGACGAUGACUUAUAUUCUUCAACUUCAAGUAAAGAUCAUGAGGAAGGCCUUUGUCACUUUCAAAUGCGCUGGGCUAAAGGUGAACCAGUUAGAGUUCCGAAUACUCUUGCGGAUUCAUCUGGUUUAAGCUGGGAACCAAUGGUAAUGUGGCGUGCUCUGUGCGAAAAUGGGAAUUCGCAAAUGUCCGAAGUUAAGGCUAUUGAUUGUCUAGCCGGCUGUGAGGUUGAGAUUAAUGCUCGACAAUUUUUCAAAGGCUAUACAGAAGGGAGAACAUAUGGAAACUUAUGGCCUGAGAUGCUAAAGUUGAAGGACUGGCCACCAUCGGAUAAGUUUGACGAUCUCUUGCCUCGGCAUUGUGACGAAUUUAUAAGCAUGUUGCCAUUUCAAGAAUACACUGAUCCGAGGUCUGGCAUACUUAACCUUGCUGUGAAGUUGCCACCGGAUGUUAUCAAACCAGACUUGGGGCCAAAAACAUAUAUUGCUUAUGGGAUUGCUGAGGAGCUUGGAAGAGGGGACUCUGUCACCAAGCUUCACUGUGAUCUCUCAGACGCGGUAAACAUUUUGACACAUACAGCUGAGGUAGCCAUGACCGACGCGCAGAAAGCAGCGAUGGCAAAGCUGAAAAUGAAACAUAAAGAACAGGAUGCAAAGGAGCGUUUGGUGAGAGAGACCAAAAUUGCAGAUCAGAAAUAUCACAACUUGGUUGGUAAUGAAUGUAAUGCUUUGAUUCCUGAACCCUCCACCAGCGGAAAGGAGACCGGUGGUGCCCUGUGGGACAUUUUUAGGAGAGAGGAUGUCCCUAAACUGGAAGAUUAUCUUAGGAAGCACUCCAAAGAAUUCAGGCAUACUUAUUGCUCACCAGUUGAAAAGGUUGUCCAUCCGAUUCAUGACCAGUCAUUUUACCUAACUGCGGAGCACAAAAGGAAAUUGAAGGAGGAAUUCGGAGUCGAACCGUGGACGUUCGAGCAAAAGCUAGGAGAGGCUGUUUUUAUUCCUGCUGGAUGUCCACACCAAGUUAGAAAUCUUAAGUCAUGCACCAAAGUGGCUGUAGACUUUGUGUCUCCGGAGAAUAUCAAGGAAUGCCUUCGUUUGACGGAAGAGUUCCGACAGCUACCGAAGAACCAUAGAGCCAGAGAAGACAAACUCGAGGUAGGUGCAUCCUUUCAUCGAUGUUUUGAACUUUUAUAGGUCUCCUACUAAACCUUGUACUGUUUUCAAUUU
Molecule: messenger RNA, 2469 nt
Organism: Hibiscus syriacus
Lineage: Eukaryota; Viridiplantae; Streptophyta; Magnoliopsida; Malvales; Malvaceae
Product: lysine-specific demethylase JMJ25-like
Exons: 10
Coding region: 145-2436 (763 amino acids)
Biological process (GO): regulation of transcription by RNA polymerase II
Cellular component (GO): chromatin; histone deacetylase complex
Molecular function (GO): histone H3K9 demethylase activity; transcription coregulator activity; chromatin DNA binding
Source: RefSeq, a predicted model, not a curated record